AUGCUACCGCAUGCCCUCCCGGUGUACUACACCUCUAGCAACGACCCCAGCAACCAGCACCCGCACCCGCACCCGCACCCGCACCAACACCAGCACCAGCACCAACUCCAGCACCAACCAAACCAGCUGCAGACUCCUACCAUCCCUACCACCCAGUCAUUUACCCCCAUCAGCGUCCGUCAACCGCUAGACGCCAACCGCUCGAUGCCGGCCCUCCCAUACCAGGAGAUCCUACCCCCACUACAAAGCUCCCCCUCGCAGUGGAAACAACAGCAGCCACCGCUAUCUGUCCCACAGCAGCAGUACUAUGGAACGCCGAUCAGCUCCGUCGAGUAUUCGAGUCCGAACCCGUUCCCUGGCGGACUGGAGAGUUCGAACGAACGAAUCUCCAGCCAGCGCUAUUUCAACUGCUCCUCUCCUCAGGAGUACAAGCGGUACCCGCCUCAGACAGGAUUCUACUUGCAGCAUGGAAGCAUCUUCAACAAUAACGCUAGCAACCCUAACAAUAGUGCAGACGGUGCUCUCAACAGCAACUACGACUAUACUCCCUUCUCUUACGACAACAGCAAGAGAUCGUCCUCCAUGCAGCUGCCACAGACGUAUCCCUCUCCGCCAGUGCAGUUUGUUCGUUCCACCCCCUCCUCUUUAAAACCUUCCUCACUGUGCAUCCAGCCAUCUCACUUGGUUCAGCCCCUAUACCUCACCACGUCCUCAACACCACUUUCGAGUGCUCUGUCAAACACUGCGUCGCCGAACUCUUUCCUGACACAACAACGAGACACUUUUCUACCAAACCCGCUAAUCGAAAGACCUUCCUCGAGUUCAAAGCCGCAGCAAUACUAUGCGCCUCCCGGAGUAUACUACGACAACGCCAAGCUACGAUUCGACCUCAACACAAACGCCAGCUUGGUUGCUUCUGCCACGGGCGAGACUACUGCAGGCACGUACUCCAACCACACUUCCCAAAGCAAGCACAUAGUCACCCCGACUACCCGUAAGCGGAAAAGACGUAAGUACCGUGAAAUCAAGAGGUACUACAAAUGCCAGUACGGAGACUGCGACAAGUCUUACGGAACAUUGAACCACUUGAACUUCCACAUCCAGCUACAAAAACACGGGGCGAAAAGGCUAGCUUCCGAGUUCAAAGACAUUCGUAACCUUGCGAAGGAAGACUAA
Molecule: messenger RNA, 1176 nt
Organism: Pichia membranifaciens NRRL Y-2026
Lineage: Eukaryota; Fungi; Ascomycota; Pichiomycetes; Pichiales; Pichiaceae
Exons: 1
Coding region: 1-1176 (391 amino acids)
Biological process (GO): regulation of DNA-templated transcription
Source: RefSeq, a predicted model, not a curated record